Molecule: messenger RNA, 861 nt
Organism: Vigna radiata var. radiata (mung bean)
Lineage: Eukaryota; Viridiplantae; Streptophyta; Magnoliopsida; Fabales; Fabaceae
Product: pentatricopeptide repeat-containing protein At4g20770-like
Exons: 2
Coding region: 1-861 (286 amino acids)
Biological process (GO): RNA modification
Molecular function (GO): protein binding; RNA binding
Source: RefSeq, a predicted model, not a curated record
AUGUUGACAAAAAGGGUUCCUGUUGAUUCUGUCUCCUUGUCUAGCAUAUUGGGUGUCUGUGCGAAAGGGGAAAGGGACAUCGGUCUCUGUCAUGGUCUCUCAUGUAAUGCACAAGGAAAACAAAUGCACACAAUGUCAAUUAAACUGGGAUUUGAUAGAGACCUCCAUUUAUGCAACUCUUUGCUUGAUAUGUAUGCGAAAAUUGGGGAUAUGGACAGUGCUGAGAUGGUUUUUGUUAAUUUGAAUAAGCACAGUAAUGUUUCUUGGAAUAUAAUGAUAGCUGGGUAUGGAAAUAGAUGUAACAGCGAGAAAGCGGCAGAGUAUCUUCAUAGAAUGCAGUGUGAUGGAUAUGAACCAGAUGAUGUUACAUAUAUUAAUAUGCUGACAGCGUGUGUCAAGUCUGGCUGGGGAUUCUAUAAUCAAAUUGCGGACCAUAGAGAGGCAAUUGAACUGUUUAGAAAAAUGCAGUUUCAAUGCCAACAUCCUGAUCGGACUACUUUGGCCAUUAUUCUCAGUUCAUGUGCUGAACUUAGACUUCUUGAGGUUGGAAAAGAGGUUCAUGCUGCAGCUCAAAAGUUUGGAUUUUAUGAUGAUGUCUACGUUGCCAGUAGCCUUAUUAAUAUGUACUCCAAGUGUGGGAAAAUGGAGUUGUGUGAGCAUGUGUUCAGUAAACUUCCUGAACUAGAUAUUGUAUGUUGGAACUCAAUGUUAACAGGGUUCUCAAUCAAUGCUCUUGAACAAGAUGCCUUGUCUUUGUUCAAACAGAUGCGAUCACUUGGCUUCUACCCAUCUGAGUUUUCUUUUGCUACCAUAGUUAGCUCUUGUGCAAAAAUUUCUUCAUUGUUUCAAGGUCAACUGUGA